Zygotorulaspora mrakii is the source of this 777-nucleotide messenger RNA. RefSeq names its product Golgi transport complex subunit COG2 (gene COG2). NCBI's taxonomy places the organism in Eukaryota, Fungi, Ascomycota, Saccharomycetes, Saccharomycetales, Saccharomycetaceae. The transcript has a single exon. The record is from RefSeq and is a predicted model, not a curated record. The coding region runs from base 1 to 777 and encodes 258 amino acids.
AUGGACUUUUUAGAAGAUGAUGAAAUUGACUUAGAUUUACCUACUGUUACAGACAUUGAUAGAGACCUGUUUACGAAAGAGGUUGAAAAGGCAGGUGAUAUCUCUGCUGCCUGUAUUUCCUUUGACGUUGAUGACUUCCUGAUGAAUAACAACUUUCAGUACAUGCCGUUGGAAGACUUGAUCAAAGAUUUUUCACAUCUUUCACAGAAUAUGGUACACAUAUUAAUGGACAAAAUCACGAACAAAUAUGACGAUUGCUUGAAAUUUUGCGAACCGUACAUAGAUCGUGACAACGAAAGCGCAUUGGAUUUGCAAAAGGCGAAGAUGGACGUAAACCAAUUCAUUGCACAGCUAGAUAAAUUGAUGCAUAAGGAUUUAGCGCGCACAAGAAAAGUGAUUUCAGAAACAUUGGACUACGUGCGAAAGCUGGACGAUUUUUGGCAUCAACUAGAUGAUCAAGCACGAAUACCUGACAUGCUAGCCUUGGCGAAGCAGUUGAGUAAGACAUUACAUAUGAUGUGCGGCACGGAAACCUUAGAAGAAACUCUAUGUAUAGAGCUGAUGGCACAAUUGCACUCGCUAGUGAUAAGGAUUAGUUCAGUGUUGGAAGGUUUAUCAAUCAUCAAUUCAACAUAUGUGCACCACUUACAAAACGAGUAUCAUGGUCUCCUGCAAGAGUUUCAGAUAUCCCUCAAAAUACUCACUGAUAGAUGCCUUCAAGAUCCAAAACAAUACGAGAAACUCUCAAGAGCUCUCGUGUCAACUCUUCAUCAAUAG